CAAAGGCGAUUCAACGUCGCAAAUAGAGAACGCGGCUUCGCACAAGGCAAACAUGGCCGAACAAAGCGACCCAGCCAGUUGCUGAGUCCCUGUCCUGUCAACCAAAACCCCAGCGAGGGGUGAAACAAUAUCAAAACAACCAGGACCAAAGCGAAUAAACAAUAUUCACGGAAAAUAAGAACUGUCGUACAUCAGUAAUGAGAGAUAUUAAUAAAAAAUCAAGGAACAAUCACUCUUGUGAAACAAUGUGGAGUUGACUUCUGUGUACGCAUGUAUGUGUGUAUGUUUUUUUCACCAUCUAGGAAUGAUAAAAGCCCAAUAAAUCACGAAAUAAUUGUGUCGAUUAUUGAGAGAGGAUGGAACGAUUGAUUCUGGAUAAUUAUGAAUUUCUAUCUGUUUGCGGAUAAUUAUGAGGAGUCAUUGUUAUGGGAGAGGUACUGUCGAGAUGGUCUCGAGGAGAAACAGUGACAUCGAGUGAUAAUAACCGAGGAAGUGAUGAUAAUUUGUUGAUAAGUUUGAGGAUUCAUCUGCAAUGCCCCAAAAAGAGCAUUUUCUUGGGGAUAAUCCAAGGGAAUCUGAGCAUCCGCCUUAUUUGUUGUGAGGUUAAACGAUUGAUGUGCGAUAGUUGGUCAUGAUGGACAUUGAGGUGGAGACUGGCAAGGACAGGGCUGGGGAUAUCAAUCCCGGCUGCUCCAGCUACUCGGGUAUGGUGCACAGUAAGAAGGUCAUCAAGCAUGCAUUGAGACAGCAGGCGAAGAGACGGAGGAAAAAUACGACAAUUGCGAGUGGCAAUUCCAGGGCACUGCCGCAAAUUGUUGUUAAACCACUGGCACCACCACCUGCACCUCCACCAGUUAUCACACCACCGGUGCCAGUUGAUGAUCCACCAGCUUCCAUACAGCAUAAUAAUACUGUUGAAGAGCCAGCAGCAACGAUGCGCGAAGUGCUGGCGAGUCUCCCAGGCUUCAGCCUAAAGUCCUCCCGCCGAAGAUCCACGAAGAAGUUGUCAGCAGCAGCUCAACUGGAGGCAGGUCUGGUGGACCUGGAGUCCCCGGCAAGUAUCCUGGCAAGUACGAGCCUGCGCGCCCUCCUGAACAGGCACACCUUCCAGGGUCUCCCGCCGCUGUACCAGCGCAAACUGGCGCAGCUGUUGCCCUCAGUGGACCGUCAGGACGCCGCGACCUCCGGCCUGAACAACGAAUUCUUCGCCCGAGCCUGCCUCGAGUGGAGGAAACGCCUGGCAGAGGGUGAAUUCACCCCCGAGAACCAGCAACGACUGAAAAUGGAGGCUGAGAGGGACAAGAACAAACUGGACCCCUGGAAACUGAAGCACUUCGAGCCCAUCUGGGGCGACAAGAGAGAGCCAAAAGUCCGUCUAGGCAUCCACUGCAUCAACGAAACGAGAGCCGCACCUCAUGGAGGCGCCGUCACAAGAUCAAGCCUGAGAUUGAGACUGGAGAGCACCCAUGAGCCCAUCACAACCCCCAUCACCCCACCCCCAAAACUAAUAUACACGAGACAGAGUAACCCUGACAAGACUGAAACCGAAAGGGAGAAUGAGACUGAAGUUGAUGUUGAAGUUGAUGCUGACAUCGCUCCAACAAUCGAGGAUGCCAAGGAGCCUGAGGCAGUGCCCAUCGUCUUCGAGGGAGCGUCACCAGAGCCCGAGGCACCCCCAGUGAUACCUGAGAGCUUAACACCUCCAACGAUCGAGGAGCAAGAGCCAGAAGUCGAAGCUGAACCAGAGCCUCAACCUGAGCCUGAGCCUGAACCUCCCCAGGAGAUAGACCUGGAGCAGGAGCAGAGUUACCCUGAGGCAGGUGAGGGCAGUCCAGCGAUGCAAGAGCCAAUGGAGAUAGAGCUUCAGGAGGAGUUGCACGAGGAAAUGUCCGAGGAAGUCCAGCUGGAGCUGAACCUCCCGAAGGUUCUGGAAGGGGAAGCCCCCCAGGAGGUCCCAGAGGCCAUUCCCAGCGCAGUGCCCGAGCCCUCGAGGGUGGAGUUCCCUCCAGAAGAGCCCGAGAUCUUCGUCUCGACGAUAAUCCCAUCGCCCACAGUAGCAAAGCCAGAUAUUCCUGAGGAAUCAGUGAUUGAAAUCCCCGCAGACUGCGAUCCCCCGAUCCUCAACGACUGUCACACUCUGGCGAUGAACCUCGAUGUCACUGAGAUAGCCCUGGACCCCCAGGAGCCCUUCGAGGAGUUUUCCUCCCCGAAGCAAGACAAGAUGUUUGAAAUUCCCGAGUGCGAGAGUGCAGCUGCUGUCGAGAGCAUCUGCGAGCCAGUGAAGACACCCGAGGGCCUCAUAAUCGAGGAGCACGUGAUAAAUGUCCAGAUUGAGGACAAUGGGAUGCCCCAAGUGCUGCCCCAGAGCGUUCCAGACACCGAGCCAAUACCCGAGGGAAUGGAGAUCGACUCCGAGACACUUCAGAGGAUCCACGAGCUGGAGGUGCGAGGGGAGAUGAGGGAGGCCUACGAGGAGAUCUCAGGGUGCACCGAGGAGAUAAUCUAUCCCAUUCUCGAGGGCAUGGACAUGGGAUCGAGUGGGUCUGACGAGGCUGAGGGCCAGAAUGGAGUUGUCGAGGGCGAGGAGAUCAGGGAGGCUGAGAUGACAGAGUCCAAUGAGGACGAGGAGCUCAGGGAUGCCAAUAACUACGUCUGCUCGGAGAUGCUGGACUGCAGUUGGAGUGUUGAUCCACCUGUGGGGAAUAAUUCGGGGAUUGAGCCAUCUGCACAGGACAUUCAGGUGCCUUGGCCACUGGUGGCUGCUGCACUCGAUGGCUCGGUCGCUGCUAACAUCACUGUCACCACUCAGGAGGACUGCAGUGACACAUCCACCACCACUGACUCCACCACCAGUGUCAAUCCUCCUCAGGUUGUCCAGCAGGUGCAGCAGGUCCAGCAGUUUAGCAACGAGAGCCUCAGCAGCUCAUCAAGCAAUGAGGGGGUGAAUUGUGUGGCACUUUCUGUCGCACAGGCCACUCCAUUCACUGAGACCAUGACCCUCAAUGCUCCUGUCACAUCGUGUCUUCUGAAGAAUGUUCAGCAGAGCUCGCCCAUCAUCGCUUUUCCACCUCUACAGUCCAUCAGGUUUGUCCCAAGGUUUCAGCAGAGUGUCAACUCCAGGAUUCAGGGGGCGCAGAACAGCAUUGGGAGGAUUGGCACUGGCAUCAGGCCCGGUGGCCCUCAGGUGCCUGUUGUUCAGGGACAUCCGCAGAGUGCAAUAGUUGUGCAGCAGCAUCAGACUGCCAUCUCGGUGCCUGCUGUCACACAGGGGAGGCAGAUCGUUGCUAAUAUGCAGCCACAGUAUACUAGUCCUAGUGUUAAUCCGAGGUCGAGGUCUGGGGGGCAGGUUGGGUACAGGGGCUCCAGGAAUGGGGGGAAAGAGCAGGGCAGCAGGAGCAGGAGCUCCACCAAGGAACCGCCUGGCGCGGUCAAUCUCGAGAGGAGCUAUCAGAUCUGUCAAGCGGUAAUUCAAAGUUCCCCAAAUCGAGAUCAGUUGAAGGCCCACCUGAAGCCCCCUCCGAGUCUGCUGGCGCGUGGUGACGGUGCAUUCACGACGAAUAAAUCCGGAGGGAGAACGAUAACAACGGUCAAGGCCCAGAAGCAGCCCAUCAGCCACAGCAAGAACCCCAACAAGACCCAGACGGUGAUGCUGCGCCAGGUCUUCACGACAACUCGUCAGCAGCCCGUGGAGAUGACCGAGGGCACCCCCACGACGACAGUCGCUCAGUUGGGGGCAGUUGCUGGCAAUGGAUCCACCAAUUUUGGACAGUACAUCCUCGUCCAGAGGACUGGAGUGAGUGACGGAGCCCCAAGGGCAUCUUCAGCACCUCCUUUACCACCUCAAAUUGCAGGACUUGGGGUGGGGGUUCAUCUAGUGCGAGGGAGGCCUGCUAGUGCUGGUGAGGGCUCGCAUCAGGCUGUCACGCUCAAGGCCAGGGGGGGAGCUGAUGGACGAGGGGGCGGCGGGGCUGAGCCUGCUGCACCUGGGGUCAUCAUGGGCGGCGAUCCUCCUCCACCCUGCGAAUGCCACAUGAGGGGCGCCAUGGUCAUCUGUCGACAGUGCGGGGCCUUCUGCCAUGAUGACUGCAUGGGACCUCAGAGAAUCUGCGCCACUUGCCUCAUUCGCUGAUGAUUUGGUUCUUCAUUAGGGGUAUUUCUGUGCUCAAGGGGAGGGGGAGUUUUCGGGAAGACAAUCUUGACAUUUUUUAGCUAAAGGGAUCGGCAAUGGGGGUUCGAGGGCUAAUGGGGCUUGAUGAUUGGCUUUUUAAUUUUUGGAUUGUCUUUAUUAAUGAGAAAUGGCGAAAGAGGCAGGAGGAAAAGGAAAUGAAUUUAUGAAAUUUUCUGGCGAUUUUACUUAUGAUUGAGAUAAUUCAGAAAUUAAUAACGCAGGGUAAUUUGCAUCUGAAGGUUUUUUAAUUGCUCAUUUCGGAAAAGUCCUGACAUUUUUUAUCAAAAUUGAUCAUUAAUGGGGGAUUCGAGGGCUGAUGGGGCUUGAUGAUUAGUUUUUUAAUUUUUUGAUUGUCUUUAUUGGUGAGAAAUGGAAAAUGAGAAAAAGAAAAACGGAAUUUAUGCAAUUUUUUGCUGAUUUUACCUAUGAUUAAGAUAAUUCAGAGAUUAAUAAUUCAGAUUAAUUAGUAUCUGAAUUUUUUUAAUUGCUCGUUUCGUAAUUAUUUUCGGAAUAGAGCCAUUUUAGGGAAAAUGUUAGAAGAAUUUUUUUGUAGAAGCGAAAAUUUUCUGAAAAGAAUUUUUUUAAUGCAAAAAGUUCCUCAUUAUCGAGAUAAUAAAAAAAUGAUAAAUUCACUGAUCAAUUCUUGAUAACGAAUCGUUCUUAGAAGGUCAAGAGACAUUCUUUAAUUCAAAUUUUUGCAUUCCUCCACCACUUGAGCACAAAAAUAAAUUCACUACGAGAAUAAAAUUUCCAGCAAAAUGUAAACAAAAAGCAUCCACAGGAAUUAGAGUUCAAAUUCAAAUGAAAAACGUAAUUACCUAAACUUUAAUUAAUUAUAGUUUUUAUUUAUAAAAUGCAAGAGCGAUUUUUCUCUACGUGAAAUAUUGUCAUUUUCUCAUCAUCACGAAUGAAUGCAUUUUUCAUUAAUAUAUCUGUAAUUUUAAUUUAAUUGUACAUUAAAUUAUCAAUGUGUAAUAUUAAACGUAUAGAAAAAUUGUUCAUCAACAACAUCACGAGAAAAGCCAAUUUCUCACUUCGUUUUACGUGUAGAUAUUUUUUUUUAUACUAUUGUAUAAAUAUUUUUCUAAUUACGCUACCUGUGUUUGUCGAACUCGCGCCAUAUAUUUUACUAUUUAAAAUAGAAGGAAGAGAAAACAACUGGAGAAAUUUAUUUCAUUAACUUUAUCCUAUUGUACACGCUUACUGCGCGAUGAAGCUCAACUAUAUAGGCAGAAAAUAAAUUUAGAUGAGAGCAUUAAUGAUAGUGAUUGAUUAUUUCAGUAGUUAUGAGGAGAAAUGCAGCGGAACAGAGCAGAACAGCUCGAUUUUUCGAUCUCUUUGAUGAAUAAUUAAACAUCACGAUAAAAUAUUGAAGAAAAUUUACCACUGGACAUUGAAUUAAAUUUUUUAAAAAAUUGCACUUCACCUCAUCACUUCAGAUAUCAAUUGACAGCCACAAUAUCGCCUCGUUACAAUGCAAUAAUUGAACAGUUGUAAAUAAUUAUCGAUACUGUUCCCCAAAAAUUUCAGGUAUUAUUAAACAAAAUGAUACUGCAGAGAUUAACGAUAAUCGGUUGAAUUUCACCCACAAAUGGAGCAAUACCCACGAUGAUAUCCAUAGGGUAUAAACAAUUGUAAACUGUUUAUUAUUAUAAACAAUUAGAUUCGAGCAGAUUAAACAAUUGAAUAAACAUUCAAAGUAAAA
Messenger RNA from Diachasma alloeum, 5873 nucleotides. It is a transcript of the gene Asx, whose product is annotated as polycomb protein Asx. Gene Ontology annotation, biological process: animal organ morphogenesis; positive regulation of transcription by RNA polymerase II. The record is from RefSeq and is a predicted model, not a curated record. Bases 632 to 4129 code for a protein of 1165 amino acids. Gene Ontology annotation, molecular function: DNA binding; chromatin binding. Lineage: Eukaryota; Metazoa; Arthropoda; Insecta; Hymenoptera; Braconidae. Gene Ontology annotation, cellular component: PR-DUB complex. The transcript is spliced from 3 exons.